AUGACGGCUUUGCCCCAGUCAGCAACCUACCGGUUUGAAGAUGAAGAAUUGAAUUCGGUUUCAUCGACGGGUAUCUCUUGUGAUCGCCUACGUCAAGCGUUGAAGAAAUGCAUAAAGGAAUCACAUUGUGUUCAGGUCCAAGCAAGAUCGGCAAAGGAAUGCAUUGAUGCUCACGAUGGGAGUGUUCCAGACAAAUGCUUCUCUUUGCUCCAGAAUUUCACCGAUUGUAAGAGGUCCUUAGUUGAUAUGAGGAGUCGCUUCCGUGGGCGUAAAGGAGACUUGUGA
Haemonchus placei is the source of this 285-nucleotide messenger RNA. The record is from the annotation of a GenBank genome assembly. Lineage: Eukaryota; Metazoa; Nematoda; Chromadorea; Rhabditida; Trichostrongylidae.